GUGGGAGCCCUAAAACAGGGUCUUAGGGUUUGAUGCGUUCGAGCUGUGGGCGAUGGCGCGACGCGGCUGCUCCUGCGGCGUGUGUGAGGCCGCGAAUCAGCCGGCGGUGUGCGUCUCUUGCGUCAAUCUCCGGCUCGCCGAGAAAUAUAAGAUUGUGAGGAGAUUGACCCACGAACGCGAUGCUCUUCGCAAUCGCAUGGAUGCGGAGCUGAGAGCCAAGAGAGAGGCCGAUGCUCAGCGGCAUCUGAGCAUCGAACGCUUGGAAUUAAAAACUAAGCUGCAGAGUUCCAGUCACAAGAAUGAGAAACUCUUAGUCCAGAGCAAGCUGAAAGCUGAGAAAAGAAAAAGUGAAUACGAAGCACGCAGGAAAUAUUUGGACACUGUUUCUAGCCAGUUGAACAGAAUACAACAGGAGCUGUUUGAAGUCUUCUAUCCUGAUCUUAUGCGUGCACAUAUUGCGAAGCUGACAGCUCUGUUGACAGAAGUGAAUCUAGCUCGAAGGCAUGUGUUCCGGCACCUGACGAAAGUUUUCCCUCUGCAUUACUUGCAAGGGGAUUCAGACAAGCCUCGGGGAUCAAAGGAGAGGCAACUUCUUCGUGUCUGUGGAGCAUGUUUGCCAGUCAGAGACGAUCCUCAUUCUGUGAGCACAGAAGAUCUUUCUGCCUCUCUGGGGUAUAUGGUGCAGCUUGUCUACCAAACAGGACGUUACUUGAUGACUCCAAUGCUCCAUAACGCUGCAUUUGCGGCCUCUUCGUCUAGAAUCUGGGAACGAACAUCAUACUGGGACGCUUCUCCGGUUUCCCGCAGUGAGGAGUAUCCAUUGUUUCUCCCACGAAAGGGAGAGCGGGUAAAGCUAUCUUCAGAUGGAAAGGCGGACAAGUCCGGGAAGUCAGACAGUCAUGCCAGUAGCAGUGGAUCGAGCUUUCUGUCACUCGAAAAACCGAGAUUUCUCAAGCUUGGCAGCAGCGAGUCUACUCAAAGCGACAGCGAUCGAGACGUGAGGCAAGCUGUCAAGCUCUUGAAGCGGAGCGUUUCGUGCAUCUGUGUCUACGGCUACGCAAUGCUAGGAGUGCCAAUGCCAUCCACCCUGCCCACAUUUGAGACCUUUAUGGAGCUCCUCGCUUUGCUCUCGUCGAAGGAAUCCAAAACAAGACCGAGCAACACGAGGCCAGCGCUGAUGAACAGCAACACCAGAGCCGACGGCUCGCUUCUCCAGAGCUACUUCUCUUCUCACGAGCUCAAACUCCAGGCAUUGCGGAACCAAAGCCGGAUGGAAAUGAGCGACUUCUUUUGCAUCGGCGGAGAAGCGAGAAAAUUCUCUGACAGUGGAGGGGACGAGUGGGACGUGGUCGAGACUCCGUUGUUGCCACCGCCAUCGCAGGCCGAGGACAUCGAGCAGUGGACGAGAGCUAUGAUCACGGACGCAACCAAGUGAAAGCCAAAAAAAAAUUUGAGGCUUGGCACCAGUGUAACAUAUCAUGUAAAGACAUAUUGCUUGAAUUUUACAUGGUUUUUGUAAUUUAAACAUGAAACUCCGUACGAACAA
Messenger RNA from Selaginella moellendorffii, 1546 nucleotides. RefSeq lists its product as uncharacterized. Gene Ontology annotation, molecular function: SNARE binding. Gene Ontology annotation, biological process: SNARE complex assembly. The transcript is spliced from 11 exons. Lineage: Eukaryota; Viridiplantae; Streptophyta; Lycopodiopsida; Selaginellales; Selaginellaceae. The record is from RefSeq and is a predicted model, not a curated record. Bases 53 to 1435 code for a protein of 460 amino acids. Gene Ontology annotation, cellular component: endosome; lytic vacuole.